GAGCUGAGACUCCUGGAUUACCGGCUGUGCCGGAUAGCGCUACUGAGAGCGCAUCAGGAGCUGACUAUAGCUCCGACGAUCACGAAGACAAAGUGAAGGUGGAGACGGCUGAGCCCGCUCGACUGGCAGAGCCAGGACGCCCGGCAGCGCCGGAGCAACUUGGUACGGCAGAGCCGGACAAGAAAGAUGAAGCUGCUGCGGUUCCCAAUGCCGGUGAUGCAGAGCAUGGGGACCGACGAAAGAGAAGGUCCCGCCAUAGGACAUCAGAUAGCCGAGAAGAUGCACGACAAGAGCGCGAAGAUAGAAAAAAGAAGAGGAGAGAGCGCCAACAGGCGUUGCAAAGAAGCCCAAGUGUCCGAGAGCCGAGGCAAAAGGACUCCCGACGAGCCCACGAAGGUGGCCGUAACCGCGGCAGGCGCAAAUCCCGUGAUGGGAACAAGGGCAGCCGCGAGGGAAGCAAAGGCCGAGGCAAAGGCAAGAAGGGCGGAAAGAAAGGAAAGGGGAAGAGAGAUGAUGGAUCCCGCUCGUCGGGCCACAGCAGCCAUGCCACCACGGGUUCCAACUGGCCAAGCCGAAGCUGGGAUGGAAGUUGGGACGAUGGUUGGUGGGGUUGGCAGGAUUGGCAAGGCUCUCAGAGCUAUGGUUCCCAGAGUUACGACUGGGGAGGCCAAUCCUAUGGACGAGUGCCAUUGUCCUCGAAGCCCUCAAGGACCGGAUGGUACCCAACCGAUGACGGCAGGUACUCCUACUGGAAUGGACACAGCUGGGGUGAUUGUGAAUCAUCACCCCCAGGAAGGACCCGGGAAGUUCACUCUAUGGUGGAAGAUCCCGAUGAGUCUGGCAAGAGAUCCAAGGGAUCAGAACGACCUCCAGAGCCUGCUGAAGGACCAGUCAAAAGGGAAGAGGAGUCGCCCAAGAGAAAGCCCAGGAAGUUGCCGUUGCCACGGCAGCCAAUGGGUCCACCUCCACCUCCUCCGAAGCAGGAGUCGCGCACUAAGGAAGAGAAAGGGCCAUCACCUCCAAGAGAGGAGCCUUCCCGAAGGUCGGAGCGCCGCAGCGGAGACCGUGACAGAGAUGAGCGCCGUGAAGGCCGUGGUGACGAUCGCGGUCGGCGAGAUGAAGGUCGCGGAAACCGAGAUGCUGAUGGAGGCCGAGACAGAAGGAAGGACGAAGACCGAUCGAGGAGAGGACCUCCAAGGGAGGAUGAGAAGAAGAAUCCAGCCAAGAAGAGCAAGGCUGGGCCGCCGAGCGGUGGCGGUGGUGAUGGAGGCGAUGGACCUGAUGACAGCAGCUAUACAUAUAGCUAUGAAGAAGAGUCUGGGGAGUCGGAGCAACAGACCCCAGACCCGUCAGUCCGAGGAUCGACAGCCGGCAGCGCCCGGUCACAUCGGUCACGCCGCUCCCAGCCUGGCAGCGCCAGAUCGGGAGGGUCCCGCCACCGAGGAGGACAAGGUUCUGAAGCAUCCACGGUAAAGACACUUGAGCUGCAGGAGAUGCUGCAGAAUGCUGCCAAGAAGCAACAGCCGGAGCGCUCGAAGCCGGCUAUCAGCCAAGUCAAGAUAGAGCCGUUCCGCGGCAACAGGGACAAGUACCGUGACUGGAAAAAGAUGCUGGACGCGCAAAGAGCGUUGUACCGGCUUGACGACUAUGAAAUGGCUCUCCUGAUUUACAUCAGCUGCGAAGGCGAAGCUCGCCACGAGAUCUCGGAGAUCCAAGGCGAGAGAGGGCUUCAGAGAGUUCUCCGUCUUCUAGAAGACGCCUUUGGUUCCCGUGCAGACGAGCGAUUUGAGCAGAAACAGGAAGCGUUGCGCGAAGAGUACUUGAAAGAAGACGAAGGUACGGUCAUUUCAGACCGUGCUUUUGCACAGAGGAUGCUGGGCAGAGCAGCAUUGACACGGCGUGAACGCUACGAUGUGUUCUUCAGCGCAGGUGGCAAAUAUGUGAGCAAACGCAUAGAAAAGGUGCUGCGCUUCAGAUGCUCAGACAUCCACGUUCAGGAGAAGCAACAGUCUCCAAAGCCGAGGACUGCAACCGGCAGCUCCGGAUACAAAAAGCCCUUCGCAAAGCGGCCGAGCCAGCAGUAUGCGAAGAGGACAGACCGCCGUAGCCCAUAUCGCCCAUCCAGGCACACUCAUCUGGCCGAGAACGCGGACGAGGAAGAAGACCCGGAUGAGGUCGAUGAGGAAGACCUAGAGCAAGAAGCUCUGAUGGCCAACGAUGAUGAGCAGGAUGAGGGUGAUGAGGGGGAGUACUACGACGAAGAGGAGGAGGAUGAUCGCUAUGAUCAAUAUGAUGAGGAAGAUGAGACAGGCACUACCUGGGAGCUGAAGGAGGCUUUUGCGGCCGGAUGGUCUGCGAAGUCAAGAGCUGCCGGGAAGAAGAAGGCCCGGGGCUACUCAGAUGGCCCAUCCUCCUCGAAAGGCGGUGGAAAAGGGAAGCAGCGCAAAGAGUGGCGCGAUCCCAAUGAGCGUAAGAAGAAGUCCCGUUGUGCAGCAUGUGGACAGAUCGGCCACUGGCAUUCCGAUCCGCAGUGCCCCAGAACAGUGGUGCCAGUGGAGGGACAAACCCUUCAGGGACAGGAGCCAACUUCACUGGAGCAGUCUCCAGUACCCCUGCCAAUGAUGACAAGGAACCCCCGUGUUUCACGAGUCACCUGGACGUUCGUGAAUGGCUGGGACAUGGUUGGGGAGUACUCCAGUGCAUCCGAUGCACUUCUCACGUCUCCUGAAGAGUCAAGCGAAAGUGAGGCCGAGCCGGCCAUAUACAGCAAGGCGUCUGAGCCACGCGCCAAAGCCGCGGCAGCGCCGCCGGCCACCAAGUAUAAGGUGGAUUUGAAGAAGGUGUUGCGAGCUUAA
This is a messenger RNA of Cladocopium goreaui, 2855 nucleotides long. Lineage: Eukaryota; Dinophyceae; Suessiales; Symbiodiniaceae. The record is from the annotation of a GenBank genome assembly.